AUGGAAAAGGAUGAUAACAGAAGCCGCGCAGAGGAUGGAAACCAACACCAGCCCCUUAAUAUUUCACCGAUGAAACCGCUGACCCGUGAAGCCUAUGGCGGUGGAAUGUACGGAAAAGAACCGGGACUUGAGAAAAAACCAGAAAAGCGCCCCGCCAGUGAAACCCAGAGUGCUGAUGGGCCUGUUGGGCCUGACAUCAAGCCCAAGCACCCACCUCCACCUUCAUCAGGCGACCGUGACAUUGACAUCACUGGCCAAUCUUACAUUCAGUAA
Messenger RNA from Pistacia vera, 273 nucleotides. RefSeq lists its product as uncharacterized. The coding region runs from base 1 to 273 and encodes 90 amino acids. NCBI's taxonomy places the organism in Eukaryota, Viridiplantae, Streptophyta, Magnoliopsida, Sapindales, Anacardiaceae. The transcript has a single exon. The record is from RefSeq and is a predicted model, not a curated record.